CCACCAUCUAAGGCUCCUCCUCUACCUCUCGCCUCCCCUUACACAUAUCCCGCAACCAUGUCCUCCGGCGUCGGCGUGAACCCCGAGUGCCUCUCGGCGUACCAGGAGCUGAAGCUGGGCAAGAAGUCUAAGUACAUCAUCUUCACGCUCAGCAAGGACAACACGGAGAUCGUCGUCGAGAAGACGGGUCCGACAAGCGCAACGUAUGACGACUUCGUCGGGGACCUCCCGGAGAACGAGCCCCGGUGGGCGGUGUACGACUUCGACUACGAGAAGGAAGACGGCGGGAAGCGGACCAAGAUCACGUUCUUCUCCUGGUCGCCCGACGACGCGAAAAUCAAGCAGAAGAUGUUGUUCGCGUCCUCGAAGGAUGCGCUCCGACGCUCCCUGGUCGGCAUCGCGGCCGAGAUCCAGGGAACGGACUACAGCGAGGUCGCACACGAGAGUGUGUUUGAGAAGGUCUCGCGAGGCGCUUGAGCGGCUGGCCCUUGCGAUUACCCCUUGCACACGCGCAUGAUAUCGAUGCCGAUGUCCACGACUCCGCACACCCAUUGUUUAUUGACGACUCGGAGACGAUUCGGACGAUACUGGUGGAGGCUUGUAGUCAUAUAACGAACGAUCUCUCUUGGCCACCUUGGCCGAGAGCUGAAGAAGUGCCGUAGAACUGUAUAAACUCUGACAUACCUCUUUUCUG
Dichomitus squalens LYAD-421 SS1 is the source of this 694-nucleotide messenger RNA. Its product is annotated as actin depolymerizing factor. The record is from RefSeq and is a predicted model, not a curated record. The transcript is spliced from 4 exons. Gene Ontology annotation, biological process: cell motility; actin filament severing; actin filament depolymerization. NCBI's taxonomy places the organism in Eukaryota, Fungi, Basidiomycota, Agaricomycetes, Polyporales, Polyporaceae. Gene Ontology annotation, molecular function: actin filament binding. Gene Ontology annotation, cellular component: actin cytoskeleton; cytoplasm; actin cortical patch. Bases 58 to 477 code for a protein of 139 amino acids.